AUGGCGCCCGCUGCCGUGGACCGACUGCUGGCUCUUUGCCUCAGCGGCGAUUUCUUCCUGGGCGGCGAUGUUCCCGAUGUGCCAGGCAUUGGCGCCCCCGCUGGCGAGGUGACGGCAGCGGCGGCAGGAGCGCACGAGGAGGCGGCAGCGGAGGUGACCAGCCCGGACGAGGGGGCGGCGUCGCAGGUGACCAGCCCGCCGCCGAGCGACGAUGAGGCACCGAGGGCGAUUCGAGAGGUGACGACGAGUGGCGAGGGGGAAGCUACCAGUCACGGCGCCGCGGCACAGGAGGGCCCCGCCCCAACCGCAGGUGACGCGAUGGAGGUGACAAGCCCCUCUGCGAGUGGCAGCCCACCCCUGCAGGUGCGGAGCGACAGUAGUGCGGCAGGCCAGCCGGGGCAGCGGCGGCGUCAGAGGCGACCAGCUGGGUCUCGCAAGCAGCGGCGCCAGGGCGCGGCCCCUGGCGACCGCCCGGCCGCGCCGGGCCGAGGUCGCCACCAAUUGCCCACAGUGCCAACGCAGGGGCUAUUGACUACUGGGGUGGACUACAUUUGCCAGCGCAGCUUCAAGUACUUCGUCGGCGUGGGCUCAGGGAGGGCGCGCCGCGUUCGCAUGGGCCAGGGCGACGGGCGCCUGCGGGAAUGCGGUGGCGGCCUCCGCGCCCGUGAGUCAGAGACCAAGGCGGGCCUUUGCAGACGGUUCUUCUGGCACAAGUACACCUUCGCCGCGGAGGGGCUCCCAGACCGCUGGGCGUGCGGCGUGCCCACCAGCAGACCGGCCCGCCCCGAUGCCGACUUGGGGCCCCUCCCGUCACAGGUCCACUUGGAGGAGGAGGACGACGACGACGCCGAGGAGCGCAGGAUCGCAGCUGCUGCUUUCAUGGCCGAUGCAUCGCUGGAGCCCACUGCUGCGGUGCUACUGGGGCCUGGCAGCUCUUGGGGGCCCACGCGCUACUUGGGGGUCAUGCGCCCAGCCCAGCUGUUCUUGGAAUUCGGCCUCUGGUGUGGGGAGCGGGGCGUGGACUGCCCCAGCUGGUGCACCUUCCUUCGCGCGCUCAAGGCGACGCCGUGCCUUCGGUUCCGGAAGCGCACCGGACAGCAUGCUUGUUGCGACUAUUGCCUCUACUGCAAGAGACGACUGCGUCGACGAGACCUCAACAUCCAGGAGCGUGCUACUGCGCUAGAGGAGUACUGCCACCACUUGCACGACGUGAUGGCAGAUCGUCUCGUGGACAGUAAUUUCACUGAGUUGUCCUUGAGCUGCUCCCGCGCCAUGCGCGAGCAGGGCCUGCGACUGUCCCAGGUGGCCCAGAACUUGAGCGUCCUGGUCCUCCGCGUCGACGGCGUGGACCAGGCGAAGUUCCGAGUCCCGCGGACGCACUCGCCCUCGCACGCCUUCGAGAAGCUACUGAGGCCAGCUUUGCACGUCACUGGUGCCUGGAGCCACGGUUUCGGUUUCCACCUUGCCGUGUCGGAUUGCGACAUGAAGAAAGACAGCAAUAACACAAUCGAAGUCAUUGCCAGGAUGCUGGAGAGCAUCUACGAUGCCCAGGGGGCCUUGCCCCUGAGCCUUUACACCGUCCUUGACAAUACGUGUCGGGAGAACAAGAACAACAUCGUUCUCAAGUUUUUUACCAAGCUGGUGCAGCUCGGCGUCUUCCGCAGCAUCACUGUCGCUUUCCCAGAGGUGGGUCACACGCAUGGCCCCCUGGACGGCGCGUUCGGGUGGCUGUGCGUGCGCUUGUCCCUCGCGGAGUUUGACGACGCCGAUGAAGUCGUGGAGCUACUGCAGGGCUUCCUGGCCAACUUGCAGGUGGACCCGGGGAGUAAGGAAGGGGCAAAGGCGUACAAACUUGACCAGGCUGCUGACUGGGUGACUUGGCUCUCGGGGCUGGAUUACCACCUCACGAACAUUACUAUGAACACGGGCCCGCACUCUUUCCAUUUGCGUCGUCGGAAGGAUCUCCCACACUCUUCUGCCGAGGGCGCCGUCGCAGGCUGGCCGGGGGCCCCCCCCGCGCGCGCCGACGACCUCAUCCUCACACUCAGCCGUCGCAUGAGCAGCCGCGCGGCAGAGCAACGCUUACUGCUAAUGCCAGCCCAGGCCGUCGCUACCGAGCAGCCCCGCGGCAUCCACGCCAGGAAGAUUAUUCCUGACGACAUGCGCAGGGACUUUGAGAAAAGAGCGCGUGUCGUCAUGCAGAGUGGGGGGAUAUCCCGGCGGGCUUACGAAUACAUCCUGCAUUGGGUCAGCGGCCAGCUCAGGCAACACCCGCGCUUGGACGAGUACACGUUCCUCAUCCAUAGGGCCUCUAGCGCAACGCCCGUGGCACUCAGCGGGCCAGUCUGCGAGCGCGGGCCAUCUCGGGCUUCGCAGCCCCGCCCACUGGCAGAGCCGCUCCGCCAGGUGGGCCGGGCCCCCCGGGGGCCCCGGGCCGCCGCCCUUGCAGCCGCGGAGGGGGACGAAGAUGUCAGCCCGUUGAUAGGCCAGUAGGUCGCCGCUCUGCUCCCAGGCGCAGUGCCAUCCAGCGCGGGGCCCUGGCCCGCACUUCUGAUCACCAGCCACUGGCGUUGCAGGCAACUCAAAAAGUAAGGUUUCGCCUUAAUUCUUGACCCAAGAAGUACGCCUUACA
Prorocentrum cordatum is the source of this 2632-nucleotide messenger RNA. The record is from the annotation of a GenBank genome assembly. NCBI's taxonomy places the organism in Eukaryota, Dinophyceae, Prorocentrales, Prorocentraceae.